Molecule: messenger RNA, 719 nt
Organism: Nematocida parisii ERTm1
Lineage: Eukaryota; Fungi; Microsporidia
Exons: 1
Coding region: 195-683 (162 amino acids)
Source: RefSeq, a predicted model, not a curated record
CAUUUUUAAUCCACCAGACACUGACAUAAAUUUUGAUGCUAUGCCACACACUCUAGUAAAUACUGAAUAUACACUAGCCAAUCCAUCUUCAAUGAUAAUCAAUCUGGCUUAAAAAGGGUAUUUCUAUCGCAUUAAUACUUAUAGGAAUUUUCUCGGGUUAUACAUUUUUAACUCUGUUAUACAAUGCAAAUGAUAUGCUGUUUGUGCCUGUGAUUUGCUUGUGUUUGUCAUUUGUGCUUAUGAUACUCAUUCCUUCUAGUCAUCCCAAAGAAAAUAGAGAAAUUCACACAGAAAAAGAAUCCAUUUCUAUUUUAGUUCUUAUAUUCUUAUUAAUACCUUGUGUAUGCAUUAACAUACCAGAAAUGUUCUUUGUAUUAACAAAUCACCUAUCCACAACGAACGAGUACUUCAUAAUACUUUUAAACCAUGCUGUGUUUUAUAUUCUUUCACUUUUACAUAUUCCUAAUGAAUUUAAUACUCUUCUAAGAAUAUUACCUUCUAUAUUUGCCUUAUUGGUAAUAACCGAAUAUAAACUAUUCUCUCUUUAUCAAGUAAAAAUAUUCAAAUACAAAAUAACAAUAUCCAGUGCUCUAGCUACUUUGACAGCAUGCAUAUCAUUGAUUUACUAUGUAACUACAAUUUAUCUGCCGGAUAUAUCUAAAGUAUCUUAUGUAUAUAACUAAUGGCUGGUCUUAUUUCUACAAUAAAAUUAUUUACCG